This is a messenger RNA of Vicugna pacos (alpaca), 1202 nucleotides long. Lineage: Eukaryota; Metazoa; Chordata; Mammalia; Artiodactyla; Camelidae. The record is from RefSeq and is a predicted model, not a curated record.
AUGAAUGAGAAAUUCCAGAUUGUGCCCAGAUCCCGACCCCACGUGCCCACCCCUCUCUUCCUGGCACCCUCCAGCCCCUGCUUUCCUGCUGCAGCCACAGAGCUGAGUGGCUGUGACAGAGAUGCCAAAGCCGAGACGCGUGGCAGCCCUCCUCAGAGACGGCCUCCACGGGCUCCGUGCGGGGUGCAGAAGCGGCUGCCCGAGUGUCGAGCUGGGCGGUGUUUCAGAAUUUACAGCCCCCUGACCGACUGCGCAUGUUUGAAGCCCGGGUUUACUCCCAGCCCUGGAGGGGGCCACCUGCUUUCCCUCUCUCCAUCCGUGUCCCUCCCUGCCCUCUUCCAGCGUUCCCUCUCCACGCGGGCACGCGGCGCCGUCUCCCCCACCCGUCCUGCCCCUGCUCCCGCACACUUCCGCUGUGGCUCUAGGGAGGCAGCCCGGCUGCCCCGAUUCCUGACGGCGUGUUUACAUGGGAUGGCCUCCCGACCCCUCGGCUCCUCCAGGCCAACCCAGAUGGAACUCGGUGUGCCGGGGCUUAGCGGCCUGAGUGGGUCCCCUGCCCUGUACUGCCUCCACCCUGCAGGGCGAGGUCUCUGCAGGAUGAGGGCGGCCAGUGUGGCUCCAGGGGUCCAGACCCGUGGUGGCAAGGCGGGCACGGCGUGGAGGCUGGACUGGUGUCCCCGAGAGCACUGAGGUGGCGCCUGCCAGGUUGGGACUGACGGACCCUGUAAAGCUGGGCUGAGGCCAGGCCGGAGAGCGCCAGUCCCUCCAGGCCCCCCGCACCCUGACCCCGCAGCAGCUAGAGCAGAAGGAAACCACCAGUAGCUGCAGCUGCAAAGUGGACCAAGAGCCGCAGGGAGCGGCAGCUAAGCCCCGCCGUCAUGGCAUCUCAUCACCUGGGGCAGGGCCCCCCCGGCUUGGCGCCGUGGCCCCUGGGCAGGGUCGCUAUUGGAUGUGGGGCGUCCCGGGCACUGGAGGGUGCAGAGCAGCCUCCCUGGCCCCACCCACUAGAUGCCAGCAGCACCUCCCAGUCUGACCACUAUAAAUGGCUGAGACAUCACCCAGGGUCCCCUGGGGGCAAAGUCAGCCAGGGAUGAGAGGCACUGCUUCCUCUCUUCGGGAACUGCUCAGAAAAUAUAACCGCAUUUUAACACAAUUCCCAGGAGGCUCGUAUGCAUAUUAAAGCUUGAGAAGCGCUGCUCUAA